This is a messenger RNA of Pieris brassicae (large cabbage white), 2332 nucleotides long. RefSeq names its product facilitated trehalose transporter Tret1-like. Gene Ontology annotation, molecular function: transmembrane transporter activity. Gene Ontology annotation, biological process: transmembrane transport. The transcript has 14 exons. NCBI's taxonomy places the organism in Eukaryota, Metazoa, Arthropoda, Insecta, Lepidoptera, Pieridae. The coding region runs from base 84 to 1667 and encodes 527 amino acids. Gene Ontology annotation, cellular component: membrane. The record is from RefSeq and is a predicted model, not a curated record.
AUUAUUUGGUACCAUUCGGCAUUCGUUUUACCAGUGUCAGUCGAAGUCGUUGCGUCUUACAACGCGAUUGUGUAUUCUUGAAGAUGGUGGCAAAGGACCAGAUUCUGGAGAACCAUUACGGAUAUAGUAAGGACUUCCGUACUGCACUUCCGCAGUUACUUGCUGUCAGUGUCAAGAACUUGCUACUACUAGGUUAUGGAAUGACUCUGGGUUUCCCCACCAUCCUUAUUCCAGCCGUGCAGAACCCAGUUGAGGGGGAGGUACUGCGUCUACAUAGCUCCGAAGUUUCUUGGAUAAGUUCAAUAAACUUAAUAGUAGUGCCAUUGGGGUGCGCUCUCUCGGGCGUAAUAACAGCACCCCUCGGAAGACGACGCGCUAUGCAGAUGGUAAACGUCCCGUUCUUCAUAGCUUGGCUGAUCUUCUAUUUCUCGAAGAACACUACGCAUCUGUACAUGGCUCUCUUUCUAACUGGCCUGGCAGGAGGACUUCUUGAGGCACCGGUGCUAACAUAUGUAGCAGAGAUUACUCAGCCACACCUGCGUGGAGCCCUUACAGCUACCAGUUCUAUGUGCAUCAUUAUAGGUGUCUUUACACAGUUUCUCUUUGGUUUAUUUCUCUAUUGGCGGCAUGUGGCAUUAGUAAAUAUAAUAUUUACGGUCCUUGCUGUGAUAGCACUUUGCUUUGUCCCAGAAUCUCCACACUGGCUUGUCUCACGAGAAAGAUAUAAUGAUGCUAGAAAGAGUUUACAAUGGCUUCGGGGAUGGACAACCCCACAGAGAGUGGAUGCUGAAUUGCGUGAUAUAGAAGCACUUUAUAAUAAAAAACAAGAAGCAGAAGGUAAAGUGGAGACAGUAUAUGAGAGAUUAUCACACUACACUGAGAGAAGUUUCUUAAUUCCUUUCUUUCUUGUCAGUUAUGCCUUUUUCGUUGGACACUUUAGUGGAAUGACAACUUUACAGACAUAUGCAGUAUCAAUUUUCCAAAUGCUGGAGGCUCCGAUAGACAAGUACUAUGCCACUUUAAUUCUUGGAGUAUUGCAAAUUGUUGGAUCUGGAGGUUGUGUGCUGAUGGUCCAUUAUACAGGGAAAAGACCACUCACAUUAUUCUCAACAGCUGGAGCCGGCGUCUGCUGUCUACUGGUUGCUGGAUAUGAUGUCUAUAUACAAAAGAGUAUAUUACCGCCAGCGGACAAUUCUACACUAGGAACCAUAGUAACCGCGAAUAACCCAAAUUCGUGGAUCCCAACAACACUUUUAAUGUUAUUGGCUUUGAUUACACAUACGGGAAUUCGGCUGUUGCCUUGGAUACUUAUUGGAGAGGUCUUCAGUGCCCAAACUCGGUCAGGAGGAGCCGGGUUGGCAAGUGCUGUUGGGUACAUCUUUGGCUUCUUGACAAAUAAAUUGUACAUCAGUAUGGUUGACUCUUUGUCCAUUUGGGGCACUUACGGAUUCUAUGGAAUAAUCAGCCUAACAGGAUGUAUCGUCUUUUAUUUCAUCUUACCAGAGACUGAAGGGAAAAAAUUGAACGAUAUAGAAAAACACUUUGCAGGUGUCAAAAGGCUUACAAAUACAGUGUACCGUUCAUUGAAAAGGAAUGAUAUCUCGAAGCUUCAAGAUCUAAAAGGCGCAACGAAUCCAUCGUUCGAGGCGGACACAACCUAUAUUUAGAUAAUAGUUUCUGACUAUUUUGAGAGACUAAUUUUUAACCGGCUUAAAAGAGAACCUACUUCGUCGUCAGUUGCUAUAGUUUAAAUUUAAAAACUUUUUAUGUUUGUAUUUUCAACCGGUACCUAGGUACUUAGGUACUUCUAGGUGUAAUCUAGAUUAGGAUCCGAUGAUGAGAUCCUGAUCGCCUGAUGAUUGACAUACUUAUGUGUAAAAUGUAUAAAAAAUAUAUUUCCUUUUAACAAGUUGCUUGCUUCUUGCUCUGUCUAGAGAAAAUAGUAUUGAUUUUUAUUUUCGGACAAUUUGAUGUAAAGUGCCACGUUUAACUAUGUCUAUUCAAUCAAAUUAAGUAAGUACAAAUGAGUUAUAAAAGUAAAAUUCGAGGGUAAGUGACGCUUGCCGCGGCCGGAAUUUUGAUGGGUAAAUGUACUGUAAUUUUUUGUCACCAAAAGAUGCUCUUAUUUGUGUAAUUGUGCAUUUAUAUAUAUUAUAAGUUUGGUAAAAUGUAAUGAACGCAAACUGUGAUAAUAACACUUUUGUUAUCGAUAAAAUUUAUUUAUGGAAAAAAUCGAAAAACAUUACGACUGGUAGUUUGAAUAUAUAAACCGGGCAUUUAUAUAGAUUACGGUAAAUAUAUUCUUUGUUUAGUUGACCAAUCGUUUUCCAUA